AGUCUCUUGGUCAUAUUAGAGCAAUAAAAAAUUGAGAAAAUACACGGAGAACUAUGGUGAAUUCUCCAUCAUCGGAGCAUGAUGGCGUCGUAGAAAUCAACAAACAUGUACCCGAAGAUCGAGAAUCCGAUUGUCUAUUAUCUGACGAUGAUGGUGAUGAUGAUAAUGAUAAUAAUAAUGAUAAGAAUAAAAUCUUGGCCAUUGAACUAGACAGAGCUGAGGCCCUUGAUGGGGUCCCACAUUUCUCAUGGAAGAAGUUAUGGGAGUUUACAGGGCCUGGAUUUUUAAUGAGUGUUGCAUUUCUCGAUCCAGGGAAUUUGGAGGGAGAUUUGCAGGCUGGAGCUAUCGCGGGCUACUCGUUGCUAUGGUUACUUAUGUGGUCUACUUUCAUGGGGUUGCUCAUUCAGUUGUUGUCCCUUAGGUUGGGUGUUGCUACGGGACGACAUUUGGCUGAGAUCUGCCGGGAGGAGUAUCCAAAUUGGGCAAGGAUUUUGCUUUGGUUAAUGGCGGAGGUGGCAUUGAUUGGAGCUGAUAUUCAGGAAGUUAUAGGAAGUGCAAUUGCUAUUAAGAUACUUAGUCAAGGGGUUAUUCCUCUUUGGGGUGGUGUACUCAUUACUGCUUCUGAUUGCUUCAUCUUCUUAUUUCUGGAAAAUUAUGGAGUUAGGAAACUAGAAGCAUUUUUCGCUGUUCUAAUUUCCACUAUGGCAUUAUCAUUUGCCUGGAUGUUUGCUGAAACUAGGCCUAGUAGCAAGGAACUCAUAAUAGGUCUUUUGCUACCUAGACUCAGCUCAAAGACAAUUCAGACGGCUGUUGGAGUUGUCGGCUGUGUCAUAACUCCUCACAACGUAUUUCUAUACUCCGCUUUGGUGCAGUCUAGAAAAAUUAAUCCCAAAAAGAAAGACAAAGUGCAAGAGGCACUGAACUACUACUCAAUCGAGUCUUACAUUGCUGUUUUUGUUUCGUUCUCUAUCAAUUUGAUGGUAACAGCUGUGUUCGCUAAGGGUUUUUAUGGAACUUCGCAAGCUGAUAGUAUAGGCCUAGUAAAUGCAGGGCAAUAUCUUCAAGAAAGAUAUGGUGGAGGGUUUUUCCCAAUUCUCUACAUAUGGGGCAUUGGCCUUUUGGCAGCUGGUCAAAGUAGCACCAUGACAGGUACUUAUGCUGGACAGUUUAUAAUGGAAGGCUUUCUGAAUCUGCAGAUGAAGAAAUGGAUAAGGUCAGUGAUUACGAGGAGUUGUGCCAUUGUACCAACCAUAAUCGUGGCCAUUUAUUUCAACAGAUCAGAAGAUUCACUCGAUGUUCUCAAUGAAUGGCUAAACGUGCUUCAAGGCAUGCAGAUCCCAUUUGCUAUCAUACCUCUUCUAACAUUAGUGUCAAAUGAAAAGAUCAUGGGAAUCUUCAAGAUUGGGAAGCUCAUGGAGAGAACUGUGUGGACAGUAGCUGCCCUGGUAAUAAUGAUCAAUGGAUAUGUCAUGUUGAGCUUCUUCCUUUCUGAAGUUAAUGGCCUGUUGUUUGGUUUUGUGGCUUGCCUGGGAGCUUCUGCGUAUCUGGCUUUUCUUGUUUAUCUCAUUUCCCAACGUCAUAACCGUGCAGAGUUGAAUGGUUUUACUCACCUUACAAAUUGAGUUUACUACUUGAACCCGUGACCUCCUGGUCACAUAGCCCUUGUGGUCCGUCCCUUCCCCGGGACCCCGGGCAUAGAGCUUUAGUGCAAAACAGGAGAUUACAUUAGUAAAGGAAGAGUUCUUGAUUGUGAUAACAGCACUAGAGAGCUAUGACAAAAGCUGAGGCACUGAUCGAGUCCAUAUAGAUUAUAUGUUUGAAGUGUCUCAUUAUUACAAUAUCAAGAUACAAGGGAAUCAAGCAUGAAGAUUUAUGUUGUCUAGACCUUCCAAAUAUCUUGCCGCACUCGUAGUUGAUUCUCCGAAAAUGCAUAGCUUUUCGAGGAUCUGACACACAUCCGAUAGUAUUUUUAAAUAGUCCUAACCACAUAGAUAGAGAUGACUAAUGUAUCACAAGCAGAUAUUUUCUGCCACAUUGCCUCUAGCACUAACUGGAUUGGGAAGCUUUUUUAGUUUAGGCGGGUAAGACACAGGGAAAUUUAGAAAAUGCAGCUUACUAGGUUCUCGAUAAAAUAUUAUACAUAUUAAGUAAAUUUCUUAAUACAAAUACAAAGUUU
This is a messenger RNA of Solanum stenotomum, 2176 nucleotides long. RefSeq names its product metal transporter Nramp2-like. Gene Ontology annotation, cellular component: membrane. The transcript has 4 exons. Gene Ontology annotation, biological process: metal ion transport. Gene Ontology annotation, molecular function: manganese ion transmembrane transporter activity; cadmium ion transmembrane transporter activity. The record is from RefSeq and is a predicted model, not a curated record. The coding region runs from base 54 to 1622 and encodes 522 amino acids. Lineage: Eukaryota; Viridiplantae; Streptophyta; Magnoliopsida; Solanales; Solanaceae.